Molecule: messenger RNA, 903 nt
Organism: Hydractinia symbiolongicarpus
Lineage: Eukaryota; Metazoa; Cnidaria; Hydrozoa; Anthoathecata; Hydractiniidae
Product: A-kinase anchor protein 5-like
Exons: 2
Coding region: 123-860 (245 amino acids)
Source: RefSeq, a predicted model, not a curated record
CUCACCUGGCACGAGCAUGGACAUGCUUGAUUUCACAGGCGUAUAGCAUAAAUAGACGCAAUUUAUUGCACAUCACAACACAAGGAAAAAAAGUGACUGUUGAAAUUUGUUGUGAAUCAGAUAUGGCUGUCAACGCUAAGAUUAUUCUUCUCAUCUUCGUAUGUGCGUAUGUCAACAGCGCUCCGUUGACCAUGAAGCAACUAGAUCAAAUUCUUGAGGACAUUUCAGCGUCUGCCAGAAAAGACGCCCAAAGCUUAACGAGUGGAGACGCCCAACGCCUGCAGAGUGGAGACGCCCAACGCCUGCAGAGUGGAGACGCCCAACGCCUGCAGAGUGGAGACGCCCAACGCUUGCAGAGUGGAGACGCCCAACGCUUGCAGAGUGGAGACGCCCAACGCUUGCAGAGUGGAGACGCCCAACGCUUGCAGAGUGGAGACGCCCAACGCUUGCAGAGUGGAGACGCCCAACGCUUGGCGAGUGGAGACGCCCAACGCUUGGCGAGUGGAGACGCCCAACGCUUGGCGAGUGGAGACGCCCAACGCUUGGCGAGUGGAGACGCCCAACGCUUGGCGAGUGGAGACGCCCAACGCUUGGCGAGUGGAGACGCCCAACGCUUGGCGAGUGGAGACGCCCAACGCUUGGCGAGUGGAGACGCCCAACGCUUGGCGAGUGGAGACGCCCAACGCUUGACGAGUGGAGAUGCCCAACGCUUGAUGAGUGGAGAUGCCCAACGCUUGUCGAGUGGAGACGCCCAACGCUUGUCGAGUGGAGACCAUAAAAGUUCUAUUUGCAACAAACUAAAAAUCUUAUAUAAUGCAAAGCAAAUUUUCUCUUCUUGUGUACAUUUAAAUAUGAAUUAAUUAGAAUUUUUUAUUAAAUAAUUGAAUAAAUUCUGUCGCUUUA